Onychomys torridus (southern grasshopper mouse) is the source of this 6765-nucleotide messenger RNA. It is a transcript of the gene Ssr1, whose product is annotated as signal sequence receptor subunit 1. The record is from RefSeq and is a predicted model, not a curated record. NCBI's taxonomy places the organism in Eukaryota, Metazoa, Chordata, Mammalia, Rodentia, Cricetidae. The transcript has 9 exons. Gene Ontology annotation, cellular component: endoplasmic reticulum membrane; endoplasmic reticulum. Bases 106 to 981 code for a protein of 291 amino acids.
GCGUGCCCCGCCCCUCCUGCGGAGCCCGGAUGAAGUGUAACGCCAUUACCGCCGGAGCCGCCGAGAGCCCUAGCGGACUCGCAGUGGACACCGACCGGCCGCACCAUGAGACUCCUCCCCCGCCUGCUGCUGCUGUUCCUGCUGGCCUUCCCCGCCGCCGUGCUGCUCCGCGGCGGCCCCGGAGGGUCAUUAGCAGUGGCUCAAGAUCUUACAGAAGAUGAAGAAACAGUGGAAGAUUCAAUAAUUGAAGAUGAAGAUGAUGAAGCUGAGGUAGAAGAAGAUGAACCCACAGAUUUGGCAGAAGAUAAAGAAGAAGAAGAUGUAUCUGGUGAACCGGAAGCUUCACCGAGUGCAGACACAACUAUCUUAUUUGUAAAAGGAGAAGAUUUUCCAGCAAACAACAUCGUGAAGUUCCUGGUAGGCUUUACAAACAAGGGGACAGAAGAUUUUAUUGUUGAAUCUCUAGAUGCCUCAUUUCGUUAUCCUCAGGACUACCAGUUUUACAUCCAGAAUUUCACAGCUCUUCCUCUGAACACUAUAGUGCCACCCCAGAGACAGGCGACUUUUGAGUAUUCCUUCAUUCCUGCAGAGCCCAUGGGGGGACGGCCUUUUGGUCUGGUCAUCAAUCUGAACUACAAAGAUUUGAACGGCAAUGUAUUCCAAGAUGCUGUCUUCAAUCAGACAGUUACAGUGAUUGAAAGAGAGGAUGGGUUAGAUGGAGAAACAAUUUUUAUGUAUAUGUUCCUUGCUGGUCUUGGGCUUCUGGUUGUUGUUGGCCUUCAUCAGCUCCUAGAAUCUAGAAAGCGCAAGAGACCCAUACAGAAAGUAGAAAUGGGCACGUCAAGUCAAAAUGAUGUUGACAUGAGCUGGAUUCCUCAGGAAACUUUGAAUCAGAUUAUGCAGAGUAGAAGAGAUAAAGCUUCUCCACGAAGGCUGCCCAGGAAGCGGGCACAGAAGAGAUCAGUGGGAUCUGAUGAGUAAAUGUUCUUUGUGCAACACUUCAGUCUGUGCUUCCCCUGCCCUAAUGUUUUCGGCCUGAUGGGAAUUAGUGCAGAGAAGCCAUGUCACCAUAGAAGGCAACUGCUGCUUAUGUGUGGACUGAGCAAUCAGAGUCUGUGGCGAUAAUAUUGCUGAAAAUGCACUGCAUUCGUUUUUCUAAAGUAACAAAUUUGGUUUUGUUUUUUUGAUUUUUAAACAUUAAACUGUGUGGGUGUGAAUGUCUAAGCAGUUGUCUUACCAGAAUCCUUGUGAAACUACCUGAGCCAAGCCUUUAGAACACUCAGUAAACGCUGGUGCAGCUUCCCUGUGGUGGUUUCUGGGGUUUGCCCCCACACUCAAUAUUUGUUGCCAGUGUGGUUUUAGAUGUUCUGCCAUGGAUCAUUUUGAGGAAAUAAUUUGUUUAUUUCUUGGAAUCGGUCAAAUCCAAGCUGAGGGCACAAACGGGCCUUUUGCUUGCUGUCUGCUGCAGCUUAUAUUCUAAAGGCACAUGCAGGAGUGACUGCUCCCUGAGCAGCAGAGGCAUGCUGGGUUAUUUGCCGCUGUUUACUGUGUGCACACCUUCAGGAACUCACCAAUGGAGUCAAGGAAUUUUGGAAUCUCUAGCAACAAAAUUGUGAAACCUGACAGUUCUGUUGAUGUUGGUAUAUAAAGCCUAAUUUUACGCCUGUUUUCUUUUGUUUCUUAAACAAAAAUAGUUUGUGCAAACUGGGUUGUUGUGUUGUCUGUUGUUCCUGUGACCUGGGGAGCUCUGGAGUGACCUCCUUUCUUUGCUUCUUUGCUUGUUGUUGGCUUUAAGCAGCGCAUUUUGUUCUUAGAAAUAAUCUUAAGAAAACUUGUCAUGGUUUACAGACCAAGGGGAUCAAGUUUGAAAGGCAAAGGGAUACAUUUUGGUUAAUCCUAACCUGUAAAAACAUUAGUUGGAAACUUUUAAAGUAGUUACAAGGUUUAUCUUUGGCCUGAUCUUUUGGGGUUUUUGAUUGUUGACCUACUUCUUGUCUUUGUUAAUGUGGAAAAUUCCCAAAAUUCAAGCACUUAAGAUUUCAGGACCAAAAUUAAGUUGGUUUUGAUAACAAUCCUUUAGUUAUUCUUGCCUGAACUAGUGAAUUAAGUUUGGCAUUAUUGUCAGACUUAAAGUUAACGUUGAGUUCAGUGAAUGGGUCAGAGACUUCCCUCUGUUUUUAAGCCAUAUUCUCCCUGUGUGUAUAACAAGGAAGUAGUAAUUUCAGUAGUUCUUUUAUUCCUGACGUCAUUUUCAUUGGAAGGUCCAAUCCCUUCCCCACACAUCUAAAGGAAAACAACACAACAAAAUACACUCAGAAACAGAACUUCUAAGCUGUUUAACGUGGGAGCCAAAGCCAAUAACGAUAGAAGGUCUUCUGUAAUUGUUAAUUAUUUUGCAAAAGGGGCUGAAAUGUCAAAUUGCCUGUAUUUGCAUUGUUGGACUGUAAACUUUCUAUGGCUGUAAUAUAAUGUGUGUGGGUUUUUAACUGGGCUGUAUAAUCAGUUUAUUUUGAAAAGGUUCUUUGAGGCCUGAGGGACUGUAUGGUUUUUAACUUGAUGUAAUAUAGGAGACCCUUCUCAUUCUCAAGAAACAUUUUCCAGAACCUUCUGUGAAUAUCUAAGUUUGUUAAGCUACUAUAACAUACUACAGUAAGGUAUAAGUGAUUAAAACCUUUAAAUGGUCCUUAGAGUUUGACUAAACACCUGGUAAAAACAUGGGCAAUUGCAGAAACCACACUUAGAGCUGCCACAUUCUCAUCCCUGAGUAAUUGCCUUAUACACCAGCUCUUUGUUUCUGAGGCCCAGAUUAGAGCCUCAGGAGUGUAGAAUGUAUUACUUUUCAGUGGAGACUGGGGCAGCUGAAAACUCGGGUCUUCAAGUGCCAGGUGUCUACUAUAGCAUCAGUAAGUAUUUAGCAGAAACUAACUCCAUAAUGAAUGGAAUUCAAUUCCACACAUGGUUUGUUCAAGCACACUUAAUACGUAGUCUACUUUUUAAAUGUAAAUACUUAGAUGAAGCGCUUUUUUUUUUCUUUCAAUAUAGUCAUUUGCGUCAUCAACCUUGGUUUCAGAAUUCAUCUUUUGAACAAGUGGGUUUCAGAAUGUGUUAAAUUAAUUUAAGGAUCAUGUGUAUCAAACGCCACCCAGACCUUUGAGAAUAACGUGUCAUAAAGCAUGGGUCUCACCCUGGUUGUAUAGCUUCAUCAUUUGAAUCAUGUUCUAUACUGAUACACUGUCCACUGAAGCAUUGCCUGAGGAGUUUGGAAAGGAGAAGUGAGACUUUGUAAAGCCUAAGAGGAGAGAACCAGGUAGAAAUGCGAAGUAGCAGUAACAACAGAAAAUAGAACUUGAUAGGUUGGGGGCCUAGUUUAUCAGCCUAGAACUGCCAAGGAGAGGCAAGCGGUAUAGCAUUGAAUAACGGUCAUGCUCAUAUUUUGGAGGUAUAGUAGAUGAUGUUACAUGCAGGAAUAUAGAGCGUCAUCUCUUGCAGUGCAAAGGUGUUUGCUCAUACUCUUGGUAUAAAGGAAAAUGUGCUUGGUAGUGCAUUUGAGCCAUGCCUUUUGUUUGUCUUACAGCCUUGUUCAGGAUAGUCUUGAAUUCCUACAGUAUGGCGUGAAAUAAUUUUAAUUCAGCUCAGAACAAUAUAUAUGCUCUCAAAGAUGUUGAUUGGUUUUUCUUUGAGUUCCAAGAUUGUAUGUUAGCUUAAAUUGACUAUUUCUAGAUACAGUUGAAGUACUUACACAGUGUUGGGUAGCAAUUAUAGAUAGCCAUAGAACUGGCCAGUAACCUUGAUCUGUAUUUCUUUAAUAAAUCCUCCCUUAUUCAGCUUAGUGAAGAGCAACCUCAUGGUCAAAUUUCUUGUCAGCAGUGUGUGUGUGAUGUUAGGUUUCAUGGUUACGCUGGUCUGUGUUCCAGAGAAAAUGACCUGUACAGAGUACUUCCUAAGAAGGGACAACAGGGCUACGAAUUAUUGCAGAUAGCUAAGCAAUAGUUGCUUUGGGGCAUUAAUUUUGUUUGUAUUUGCAUGCUUUUUAUCUCUUUUUCAUUUAUACAAAACCUAGCCUUGUGAUUCUACCCGAAGUGGUCUGGUGUCUUUUCUAGAUGGUAGAAUUGUGUAGGAAUACACACUGAGGCUGGGUAUCCUGCCUUUGUAAGGGAGUGGGAAGGGAAGCUUGUUUGUUGAACAUGAGUCAUGAGAUGUGUUCUGUGGGCCCUCCUCUUUAUGACCCUUCACAACAGCUCACUGGGGCAGCCACAUUGUUUUCACUUAGUAUGUGUAAAAAGGGUCAUUGAAUUUAAGUGACUUGGAGGUUAUGUAUUAAAUAAGGGCUUCCAAGAGAUGUCUUUUUAAAAAAAACCUUGGUGUUCUUUCCCUGUACUCCAGACAACAUGGACAUUUUAUAAAACCAAGCAUUUGGGCAGCUUACAAAUAUCAUUUUCCAGAAUCCAGCAGCUAGAAAGUUGAGAUAUAAAUUAAUUUUUAUAAUUUAGUUAACCACAAUACAUCAUUUGGCCUUCAUUAAAUAAUAUAUGUCUCCCUAGUAAAGAAUUAACGUUCUUUAAAAACAUCUGGCAGUGUGUGAUGGUGAACACCUGUAAUCCCAGCACUGGGGAGGCAGAAGUAGAAGGAUCAUGAGGAAGUCCAGCCUGGCCACCUAGUAAGACCUUGUUUAAAAGAAAAUGAAAACAAUGUUUGGAUGGUUUGAAUUUUUUACCUGAAAUCGUGUUAGAGAUGUAAUAGCUGCUUGUAUUGUAGUGGCAGGUGGGGGCAGGUCUGGGGUUACAAGACUUCUGAUCUACUUUCUAUUCAGUUUGGAUUUUCUUUGGGCACAAUAAGAUAUUGCAAAGAAAAUCCAGUGUACCUGAAAAGCCCAAAGGAUAAAUAGGUCUUUAGUCUUCAAGACACAGGUAAUUUGUGCCUAUUUUGUUCCUUUGCUUUCCCUUAUACAGACUUCUGUAGGUGCCUGUGACAGUUGGUCCUGUUGUCACAUCUCCCUCUGCUAGAUUAGGAGCCCCAAGACUUGGGUAUUGACAGCCUCUAGCUCAGUUAGGUGGAAACCUGUUACUGUGUAAAGGUUAGCCUAGUCUUAGUGAGUUCUAGGCCAGCCAGAACUACAUAGCAAGACCCUAUCUCAAGAACAAAGGCAGCAUGGACUGGAAACAUAGCUCACUUGACAAUGGCCUUGCAAGCAUGAGGACUUGGGUUUGAGCUCCUGAAACUAUAUGAAAAUGCCAGGUAUGGUGGCAUGUGCUGGCCAGCUGUCUCAAAGGUAGAGGACAGCAUUCCUAAGGAUGACACUCAAGGUUGUCCUCUGGCCUCCAUACACCUGCAGUCUGAAGGCAUUUUAGUCAAGAGGAUGAGAAAUACUGAAGAGUGCUGUGUGUAGAGUACAGCACUUGUCUCGUGUGCACAAGACCCUGAGUUCAGUUCUUAGCACCGAGAAGUAAAAGUGUUGAAGUCGGGUUUACCAAGCACUUGCUCCAUGUUCAUUCACAGACACUCAGUCAUCAGCUAUGUGACAUAGCCUCCGGGACGGCCACUUCUGUGCUCAGUUGCUGCCUGGAAAUUGACUGGAGGUGUAAGGAACCCCUUGAUGAGUAUGUGCUCACCAUGCGCACAGUAGGCUCUCCUGUGUCCUCAGGACUGCAGGAACCUUAAUGCUUCCCGAGGACUUUGUGGAUUGGACUCUUCAUCUCCAGAUGGAAUCUUCCUUCCGUACCAUCCUCUCCAUCUCUGACUCUGCUUUGCCUGCUUCUUAAAAGCUUCGUCUUGAGUCCUGCAGCUGCUUCUCUUCCACUGUCUGCUUUUUCUCUUGUCACACUGUCCCCUGUGCUGCUGGCCUUGCUGGCCUUCACUAGGCCUGCAGUGUUUCAGUGUCCUUUUGACUUAGUCCUGCCUGGGCAGAGCCUGCUCUUCUAGGAUCUCAUGGCACUCCAUGUGGCCAGAGCCAUCUGCAUUGGCCACCAACCCCAAGUCCCCUUUCCCAUCCAGGGUCAUGCCAUGCUUCGGCACUAAAGCAUUUCUCACCGCCAUUUCGUGGUUCGUGUUGAGGUUAUUUCAACCCGGGAUUCUUUGAUCUCAAGAAUUCCCUUCAGGGCCAGUCUAACUGCCUGUGACCCUCUAGUAUCUCUUCCCACCCCAAUAACACAUGCUCUCUUCCAUGACCUUCUCCAGCUCUUGUGUCGCCUUUCAGCGGCACGACUUCCCUUUUAGCCUUAAUGAAUUAGUGACAGCUAACCCUAGCUCUGCUGUGAAUUAGAUUUCAGUUCUCUCUACUUCUGAGGUACCUCUGAUUCAAAACAUCACUUUUUCUAUUUCCCACUUUCCUUCAGGAGACCUGGAGCUGCUGUUGUAACUUGGCGCUUCCCCACGUGUGGUUUCCCACAGUGUGCUUCAAGCAGGUCCAUUCAUUAGGAGGCUUUACGGGAGGGGGGUGUUCUUGAUGGUGAUGUGUCUGAAGGUGUUCUUUGGGUGGCUUUUGUGUUUGUUGAGUGGAAAUGGGGGAAGUGAACUAGUAGUUCUCAUGCAGCUUUGAUAUGCAUUCCUCAUAUGAGUGUCAGGAUGACUGUGCCAAGUCUGGUGAGCCCAAGAGGUAAAGGUGCUUACUCUGGAACUGUGUUGCUUCUGUUUCCAAGGCAUAUCCCUUACAGCUGUUCGGGAGAGCAUCGCUGCAGUAUGAAAACUUUCUCAAGUGCUAGCCUGUCACUGUUGAUCUUGAGAAAUGAGGUGCUUAAAGAUAUCUAAAAUACUAAACAGAAGAAAAAA